This is a messenger RNA of Sander lucioperca (pikeperch), 1706 nucleotides long. RefSeq lists its product as uncharacterized. The record is from RefSeq and is a predicted model, not a curated record. Bases 263 to 1351 code for a protein of 362 amino acids. Gene Ontology annotation, molecular function: oxidoreductase activity. The transcript has 11 exons. NCBI's taxonomy places the organism in Eukaryota, Metazoa, Chordata, Actinopteri, Perciformes, Percidae.
ACAUCACAACAUAACGUCACGAACUUGCCUGGCCAGAACAAGUAUGGGUGAUGCUGCGCAGAUAACGACUUCCCUCCAACACGAACUCAGACAUUAAUACAGACAGACAGGAUCCCUGUUAGAUUUUGACAACGCUAGGCGUUUCCAAACACUGCAGGGCUUGAAGAGGUCUGUGUCUCCGUGGAUCAUCGACAACAGCAGAUCCCCAGAGCCCAGCGCGACAAACCUUGGACUUGAAGGAGCACAAAGCAGGACAGUCAACAUGAGCAGAUGUCUGAUUAGCAAGUUGGAGGUGGAAGGGUUCAUCGAGAGGUGUAUGACAGGCGUGGGCACAAAGCCGCAUCAUGCCCGCAGCCUGGCCGAGGUACUGGUGGAGGGAGACCACAGAGGACACUACAGCCAUGGACUCAACAGGAUGGACAUGUAUGUAAAGGACAUCCAGUCAGGAAUCUGUGCCAAGGACGGUGAGCCGGUGGUGGAGAAGGAGAGUGCAGCCACAGCACUGGUGGAUGGGAAGAACCUCCUGGGUCCUGUGGUGGGAAACUUCUGCAUGAAACUGGCCAUUAAGAAGGCAAAAGAAGCUGGCAUUGGCUGGGUGGUGGCACACGGUUCCAACCACUACGGUAUUGCAGGAUACUACUCAAUGCAAGCUCUGAAGGAAAACAUGAUUGGCAUGUCAUUUACCAACACGUCCCCACUGGUGGUUCCCACACGUGGUAAAGAGUGCACUUUGGGCACCAACCCAAUCAGCGUGGCAGCUCCUGCUAAAGACGGAGACAGCUUUGUUCUGGAUAUGGCCACAUCAGCAGUAGCAAUUGGAAAGGUGGAGCUCUAUGAACGGCGUGGAGACCCCAUCCCUGAGGGCUGGGGCUGUGACGCCCAGGGCAAGCUCACCACCGACCCUAAGAGAGUUCUGAGCGGAGGAGGACUGGUGCCCAUCGGCGGCAGUGAAGCCACAGGAGGGUACAAAGGCUACGGUCUGGGAAUGAUGGUGGAGGUGUUCUGUGGUAUCUUGGCUGGUGCCCAGUACAGCAAUCAUGUCCGCACGUGGAAAGUAACGGACCGGGUUGCCAACCUGGGUCAGUGUUUUGUUGCAAUCAACCCAGAGAACUUUGCUCCCGGGUUUGCCGACAGGAUGUCAGACCUGCUGUCCAUCCAGAGAGGGAUGGACCCUGCUGACCCAAACACUCCUGUUUUGGCUGCUGGAGAUCCAGAGAGGAUGAACAUAAAGAAGUGUGAGGAGAUGGGCGGGAUCCCCUACCACAUCAAUGUCGUCAACUACAUGAAUGAAUGUGCCAAGAGAGUUGGUGUUAGCCCACUGCUGCCUUGUAACAAUCUUGUCUCCAAUUAGUUGGUGAAGUCAAGAUUCUCAGCAUUGGAAAUCUGGAACUUCUGCUUAUUUUGAAGUUCACAUUGAGCUAUUUAGGAAUGCAACUUUGUUUAGGGACAAAUACAAUAAUACAUACAACAAAUACAUAAUAUUGUAUUCAUUUUAGCCAGCCUUGUCAGGUGUAAUCAGGUUUUUUGAUGAUCAUCCAAACAGAUUAAUAAAUCAUCUUUUAUUAUAUGCAGCUUUUAUUAUACAGACACAGUACCGGGAAUACAUGCAUAGAGACAGGAAAACGCACACAAAGCAUCUCAACAGAAUGCAUCCAACAUUAUGAGUUCCAUAUGUUAAAUGUCUUCAUCAUAAUACCUGGUAAAAA